GCCGGAACGGGAGCGUGAGUGUGCGUGUGGAGCCGGGGCUCGUGGGAGACGAUCGCGAUGAACACGGUGUUGUCGCGGGCGAACUCGCUGUUCGCCUUCUCGCUGAGCGUGAUGGCGGCGCUCACCUUCGGCUGCUUCAUCACCACCGCCUUCAAAGACAGGAGCGUCCCGGUGCGGCUGCACGUCUCGCGGAUCAUGCUAAAAAAUGUAGAAGAUUUCACUGGACCUAGAGAAAGAAGUGAUCUGGGAUUUAUCACAUUUGAUAUAACUGCUGAUCUAGAGAAUAUAUUUGAUUGGAAUGUUAAGCAGUUGUUUCUUUAUUUAUCAGCAGAAUAUUCAACAAAAAAUAAUGCUCUGAACCAAGUUGUCCUGUGGGACAAGAUUGUUCUGAGAGGUGAUAAUCCGAAGCUGCUGCUGAAAGAUAUGAAAACAAAAUAUUUUUUCUUUGACGAUGGAAAUGGUCUCAAGGGAAACAGGAAUGUCACUUUGACCCUGUCUUGGAACGUCGUACCAAAUGCUGGAAUUCUACCUCUUGUGACAGGAUCAGGACACGUAUCUGUCCCAUUUCCAGAUACAUAUGAAAUAACGAAGAGUUAUUAAAUUAUUCUGAAUUUGAAACGACAUAUUUUUAUACUUAAUGAAUUGUAUCUCAUUAAUCUCUUCCCUUACAUCUUCAUUUAUUGUUGGUUUGGUUUUUUUUGUUUGUUUUUUUAUUUGGUAUAAGAACUAACAUCAAAAGGCCUGUUUGAAGGGAAAGGUUAAUGGGCUACUUAAUGUUACAAACGAAACAAAAAAACAAGGCUGCCACAGUGGAGUGUUAUCUUACAAGAAUAAGAACUACAUAAAAUGGAUUUGUAAAAAAUACAUAUUUGAAGUAUUCCCUGUAUUUCUAUUAUUCUCUAUGGAAUA
This is a messenger RNA of Macaca mulatta (Rhesus monkey), 909 nucleotides long. It is a transcript of the gene SPCS3, whose product is annotated as signal peptidase complex subunit 3. The record is from RefSeq and is marked provisional. NCBI's taxonomy places the organism in Eukaryota, Metazoa, Chordata, Mammalia, Primates, Cercopithecidae. Gene Ontology annotation, biological process: protein targeting to ER. Gene Ontology annotation, cellular component: membrane; signal peptidase complex.